This is a messenger RNA of Symbiodinium necroappetens, 1405 nucleotides long. Lineage: Eukaryota; Dinophyceae; Suessiales; Symbiodiniaceae. The record is from the annotation of a GenBank genome assembly.
GAGUAAGCAUGAAGGAGCUUGGACCUCCUUCGUUAUCUUCCGCAACUCCGCCACCGAGGUGCAUGCAGACUCUCACAACUUGGUCGGCGCCAAAGUCUCUACGGUCACGUUCGGCGACUUCUCAGGAGGCCAACUGUGGAUCGAGGAUCCCAACGGAGGUCCCGAUCUCCCGGACUAUGUUGCCAGAGCCGACAAGACUGGGAAAGUCCGCUACGGAACCCUGGUGGACACCAGAGAACAGGUGUACUCUUUCGACGGCAAGGAUUCCCGGACUGCGACGCCCGAUUUCGAGAUGAACUUCGUGAGCUUCGCUUUCCUUUGCGAGGCCUUGCCCUGGGAGAAGGACGAGUUGGCCCCGCAAAAGCGUGAGACGAGCCCUCUGGAAGAAGGCCGGGAGACUGGCACUUCUCACUACCUGGUGCACCUCAGCCGCAGCAACUUGCUCUACUACGACCUUUCCUUUGGCCAGAGGAUUGGAGGCGUGGACAAGACCUUUGAAGCCGCUAGCAUGGAGUACUAUGUGGCCGAGCCGUUCGCCUAUGAGCCCACCGAGGAGCCCGAUCUGGACACUACAAUGGUUCAGAAGACGAUUGAGGCCUUCGAUCCCGCGAUCAUAUGGGUGCACGGGAACCGGACGCGCGACUUCUUGGAGGACAUCGUGGACACCCUCUACAACCACAUCGACAAGGGUCGUCAGGUGGCUUUUGAGGCGCCGUCAAAUGAUCCUUGUUGGAACAACAGGGUCGUCAAGGAGCUCUUCGAGAGGUAUGAAGCCAGAUGUGUACGACGAGCUGCAGAACCCGACGUGGUCAGGAUCAACGAUGUCUAUCAUGAGGUGGACCAUGGGCUACCAGAAGUAGAACCUCCUGGUUUGGUGCAGUACAUGGCACAACACGCCACAGGAAGUGAAGAAGGUCGACAAGAAGAAGGAUCCCCGCAAGGGGCAGCGGCUAUCUCAUUCGAGGACGGCAAGACUAUCGCAUCAGAGGUCAAGAGCUCUCUACGACGACUACAUCAGAAUCUAGGUCACCCCAGCAACCUGGAUUUAUCCCGGCAUCUGCGUCUAGCCGGAGCAGACCCGAGUGUGGUGGAGGCGUGCAAGCGACUUCGAUGCCAAGUAUGCCAGCGCAAUCGGCGAGGCUCUUCCGCUAAGCCGGCGACCCUUCCCAACCUGUUGGACUUUAACCAGGUGGUGGCCUUGGACGCUUUCUACGUGUACGACGUGAACAAGGAGAAAGUCGAGCUGAUGAUGGCGAUCGACAUCGGUACAGGCUUUGUCUCGGAGUUCUACAAGGACAUUCCACAGCGACCAUGGAGGCCUCUUUCUGCAGUAUAUGGAGCAACACGUUUGGUGCACCUGGAACACUGGUUCUCGAUCUUGAGUCUGGCCUCCAGUCAGGACUAG